Messenger RNA from Monoraphidium neglectum, 1773 nucleotides. RefSeq lists its product as hypothetical. The coding region runs from base 1 to 1773 and encodes 590 amino acids. The record is from RefSeq and is a predicted model, not a curated record. The transcript has 6 exons. Lineage: Eukaryota; Viridiplantae; Chlorophyta; Chlorophyceae; Sphaeropleales; Selenastraceae.
AUGUUUCCCGAUGCCAGCGACGAGCGCGUGCAGCUGCCGCCGCCGCUGGAGCGCCAGGAGGAGCUCGCUGCCGCGCGCGUGGCGGGCCUGGCGUCCCUGAGGGCCCAGAACCCGCGCAUGGGCGAGGCGGCCCUGCUGUCAUACUGGCGCGAGGGCGAGCGCCGCGCGGGGCGCCUGCCGCACGACGGGGUGCGGGCGGGCAGCUACGCGCCCCCCGACUUCCUGUCCGGCUACCCGGUCCCCAACGGUUUCUCCUUCAAUUACAACAGCUUCAUGGGGCAGAUGGAUCCGCUGGACGGCAAGUACUACGUGGCGCCGCAGCUGCUCAGCAGCUUCCUGCGGGAGGUGCACGGAGCGAUGGGGCGGCGGUGGGCCAAGCUCUGCCUGUCGGAGAAUUACAACAAGCGGGCGUACAGGCACUUCCAAGAGCUGGACUUUGACUGGUCAAUGCCCAUCGAGGCCGUGCUGGCCGCGGUGCCCCGCAUCGCUGCCAUCGUGGCCGAGGAGGCCGCGCGCGCGCACGGCCUGGAGGGGCCGCCGCCGGCGCCGAUCGUCCACCUCAACUUCCCGGGAAUUGUGACGACCGAGGGCCGCGCCCGCCGCGCCCGCAAGGCCGUCAUCAACCGCUGCCGCGCUGAGCUGGCGGGCCUGCCGCCGCUGGCGCUGCUGCGGGACGAGAUAGGGUCGCAGCAGGCGCUGCAGCGGGCCGAGGCGGAGCUGCGGUCGCUCAGGGCUGAGGAGGCGCGGCUCAGGGCGCUGGCAGCGGGCCUUGGCGGCGGCGGCGGCGGCAGCGGCGGCGCCGGCGACGUCGUCACGGGCGGGGACGAGGCGGCGGAGGGCAGCGACGGCGGCGGCGCGGCUGCGGGCGAGCAGGGCGGCGGGCCUGGUGGCGGCGCGGGGCUGGAGGGCGGCGGCGCCGACAUCAGCAACAGCAGCAGCAGCAGCGGCAGCGGCAGCGGCAGCGAGGUCGGCGACGGCGGCGGCGGCGGCGGCGACCCCCAGGGCGGCGACCCGCUGCUGGCGUCGCUGGAUUGGGAGGCUGUCGUCGACGUGCCGCACGGCAGCCUGCGCCUGCCCGGCUGCUACAAGGCGCCCUGGAUGGACAAGGACCCGGACUGGGUGCUGGACAAGUGCUACAGCGUGGUGGAAUGGCGGCCGGAUGAGGGCGGUGACAGGGGCGGCGGCGCGUGGUACAAAGUACCGCUGACGCUGGAGCUGCUGCGCGACUGCAGCAUCCACCCGCCGCCAGAGCAGGUCGCGGAAUACGAGCAGUCAGCGGCUUUCAUGGAGGAUUCUUUCCAGGACAUCGAGCGCAAGCGCACCACCAACGCGGUGCGCAACAGCGUCAAGCAGGCCAGGAAGGCAAUCAAGGCGCUCUGCAAGGAGCUCGGGCUCGAGCCGCCCCAGCAGCACCAACCGCAGCCGCAGCAGCAACAGCAGCAGCAGGAGGGCAGCGGCGGCGCGGGAGCGCCGCAGGCGGCGCAGCAGCAGAAGGAGCGCGUGUUGACGCUCGCGGAGGCGGCGGCGGCGGCGCUGGAGGAGCAGGCGCGGCGCGCGGAGGAGCGGCGGAGGAGGGAGGCCGAGAUGGCGGAGAAGAAGCGCCGCGCGGAAGAGCUGAUGCGCGCGGCCAGCAGCCGCCUGGCUGGCGCAGCGCGACCCUCGCCCGCGAGCCCGGCCAAGCCGCAGCUGCGGGGGCCGCCCGCGCUGCGGCUGCCGCCUAGAGCGCAGCCGCCGCCGCCGCCGCCGCCGCCGCAUCAGCAGGUGCAGCAGUAG